GCGGAGGGCUAUCCCAAAGCCGAAAGGUGAGCCCCGAGACACUUAGAUCUCUCAUGGCUCGUCUCCCACCUUUUCUCUUGCUCCUCGCAGCAACUUGUGCGGCGGUAGCGAACGCGCAGCUGUCGGAGAACUACUACGGUUCUUCUUGCCCCGCGGCGCUUCUCACCGUCAGGACAACCGUGGCGACGGCGGUGCUGCUCGACCGCCGCAUGGGCGCCUCCCUUCUCCGGCUAUACUUCCACGACUGCUUUGUGCAAGGGUGCGACGCGUCGGUGCUGCUGGACGACACGCCCAGCUUCACCGGCGAAAAGGGGGCGGGGCCGAACGCAGGGUCGCUGCGCGGCUUCGAGGUGAUUGACAGGAUCAAACUGCUGCUGGAGCUGAUUUGCCCGCGGACCGUCUCUUGCGCCGACAUCCUCGCCGUCGCUGCCCACGACGCCGUCGUCGACGUGACAAUCAGUACUACGUGCUUUGUUGGGCUUCCUGCGCAGCUAGGGGGGCCAUCAUGGACGGUUCUACUUGGGAGGAGGGACGCCACCACCGCAAGUGCGUCCUUGGCCAACAGUGACCUCCCCGGCCCCAACUCCAACCUUAAUGAUCUCCUCGCCGCUUUCUCCAAGAAGGGAUUAAGCAGCACCGACAUGGUUGCUCUCUCAGGGGGGCACACCAUCGGCCGGGCGCAAUGCCAGAAUUACCGAAACCGGAUCUACGCCGACACCGACAUCGACGGGACCUUCACGGCGUCGCUGCGAGGCGACUGCCCACAGGGUGGUGGCAACGACGGCAACCUCGCGCCUCUCGACGCGUCCUCGCCCGACUACUUCGACAACAGCUACUUCUCCGGCCUCCUCAGCCAUCGGGGGCUGCUCCACUCCGACCAGGCGCUGUACGACGGCGGCUCCACGGACGGUCUGGUUAGCAGCUACGCGUCCAACAAUGAUCAGUUCGGCAGCGACUUCGCGGCCGCGAUGGUGAAGCUGGGCAAUCUCGGUGUGCUCACGGGGGCGUACGGUGAAAUCAGGGUCAACUGCCGGGCGGUAAACUGAGGAUAGAUCCUGGGUAUCCAUCUUACAAAAUGAACUUUGUCCGUUACGGAAACGGGAAGUGAGACUGGGUCUUUAUGUACAUGCACUAUGUACCGAGUUAAAUGCAUUGGUUCCUAUAUUUUAAUUCUUUUGCCAAA
Triticum aestivum (bread wheat) is the source of this 1183-nucleotide messenger RNA. RefSeq names its product peroxidase 2. The transcript has 4 exons. Gene Ontology annotation, biological process: hydrogen peroxide catabolic process; response to oxidative stress. The coding region runs from base 54 to 1046 and encodes 330 amino acids. Lineage: Eukaryota; Viridiplantae; Streptophyta; Magnoliopsida; Poales; Poaceae. Gene Ontology annotation, molecular function: peroxidase activity; heme binding. The record is from RefSeq and is a predicted model, not a curated record.